AUGGCGUCACGGCGCACGGUCUACGACUACUCUCCAACGACAGACAUGGCCUUGUUCGUCGAAGCAGCUGAACGCCAGCUUUUGCAAUUAUUCAAGAAGAUAGACCGAGAGGUUCAUGAGUGGGGCACGAAAGACAUCCGAAGCGUCUUUCCAGCAAUUGCUGCCAAGUCCUACGAAACUCGCACUCGCGAUGGAAAACUGGACAAAGAGGAGCUCCAUGGCGCAUUUCAACGCGCCGGCAUCGCGGUCCCCUGA
Messenger RNA from Anthostomella pinea, 255 nucleotides. The record is from the annotation of a GenBank genome assembly. Lineage: Eukaryota; Fungi; Ascomycota; Sordariomycetes; Xylariales; Xylariaceae.